Ceratina calcarata is the source of this 4052-nucleotide messenger RNA. RefSeq names its product flocculation protein FLO11. The annotation marks the transcript as partial. Gene Ontology annotation, molecular function: chitin binding. The transcript is spliced from 3 exons. Lineage: Eukaryota; Metazoa; Arthropoda; Insecta; Hymenoptera; Apidae. The record is from RefSeq and is a predicted model, not a curated record. Gene Ontology annotation, cellular component: extracellular region.
AAACCGCCAAGUAGUUCGACUCCUUCCUCUACUGUUAGCAGUACGACCACGUCUGAAACGUCGACUCCCUCAGAAACUCCGAAAACUCCUCAAUUUACCAUCACCGUUGAAACAUCUGGUACAACGUUGUCUCCGUCUGUAUCGAGUACUUUUAGUACAUCUAUUUCUGCCAGUUCUACUGAAAUUUCUACCUCAUCCAGUACUUCCAGUUCUUCUAACACAUCUGCAAAUCCUAGCAUGCCUAGUAUCUCUAGCACGUCUGGUAUAUCUAGCACUUCUUCUGGUACAUCUAACAUUUCUAGCAUGCCUACUACUAUUGGUUCUUCUACAGAAUCUCCUGAAACACCUGCACCAGGUACAUGCACUUCAGAAGGAUUCUUCCCUGAUCCUCGAGACUGUCGGAAAUUUUACCGUUGCGUGGGCAGUGAUGGGCGAUUCAUUAAAUACGAGUUCGAAUGUGGUAGUGGAACAGCUUGGGAUCCCACUAUUGAAAGUUGUAAUCAUGAUUAUCUCGUUCCUAGUUGUAACAAAACAGCUAGUUCUACAGGAACUACAGAUUCCAGUUCAUCGAGCACUGCAAGUGUAUCGGAAACUCAGACGAGUACACUGUCACCAAUCCCACCGUCAAGCACUUCAUCACCUUCAUCAACUUCUCCGCCAAGUACGAGCUCACCUGUCAGCGUAACUACUAUUACUUCAUCAAGCGUUUCAAGUACAUCAACUAGUCGUCCUGCUGAAUCGACAACGCCAGGAAUCACGGAAUCAGUUUCCACAUUGCCACCCGAAAGCAGUAUUCCAACUAGCACUCCAACUAGUCGACCCUCUGAAUCCACAGCACCAAUUAUUACGGACUCGGUUACCACGUUGCUUCCAGGAAGCAGUGUUACAGCUAGCACUUCAACGACAACUACUAGUAGUACAUCUCCCGGCUCUUCAUCGGAAUGCACGGAAGAAGGAUUCUUCCCUGAUCCUCGAGACUGUCGGAAAUUUUACCGUUGCGUGGGCAGUGAUGGGCGAUUCAUUAAAUACGAGUUCGAAUGCGGUGCUGGAACUGCUUGGGACCCAACUAUUCAAAGUUGUAAUCACGAUUAUCUCGUUCCUAAUUGCAAUCGAUCAACUCCAUCCGGCCCACCGGAAACUACGCAAACGAGUCAGUCAAGUACUCAGACAGAGCCUGUACCGUCAGGUACAGCUCCUACAUCAACCAGCCCUCCGGCAACACCUUCAUCAACUACUCGUCCAGGAACAACGUCACCAACCAGUCCCACAAUAUCAUCAAUUAGUACAGAAACAACCACUGGAGGCAUUACACCUCCGCCGACAUCGGAAUGCCCAGGUGAUGGUUUCUUCCCGAAUCCGGACGAUUGUACGAAAUUCUAUCGCUGCGUAGCUACUGAUAAAGGAUACACGAGAUACGAUUUCGUUUGUCCACCUGGAACAGCGUGGGACCAAAACAUCCAGACUUGUAAUUACAAAGAUCAGGUAGCUUCGUGCGCAGGACAAGGAACCACAGGCACCACUUCAGAAACGCCAACGAAGACACCAUCCAAUUCUGAAAGUACUACUUCGACUACACCUGCUGGAACCAGUGUUUCAUCUGUGGUCUCUUCCACUGGACCUCCAACUUCGACAACUGUCGCCACCGUAUCUACUGCGUCCACCGCUUCAUCUUCGUUAAAGCCUUCCACAACAUCUAGUACGCAGUCCUCAAACCCUUCGCCUACUCCUGAAACCAGUUCUUCAGUCUCGACUUCUACCGAAUCGAACGUUACACAACCUUCGACAGAAUCGACAGUUCCAUGCACUACAAAGAAGCCUAAUAAUACGAUAGUCUGCGAAAAAGAAGGAUUCUAUCCAGACCCGGUAGAAUGUAAUAAAUUCUAUCGCUGCGUGGACAAUGGGAACGGUUUCAACGUGUACAAUUUCACCUGCGGCCCGGGCACCAUAUUCGACCCCAGCAUCAACGUCUGCAAUCAUCCUGAAUCAGUGUAUCCGCCUAGAGAUUGCAUGAUGCCUACAACGUCUGCAGGGUCUAGUACAGAACCGUCGACUACUCCCAGUGGAGGUACCGAAUCUACGACUGAAUCGAAAGGAACCGAAUCCACGACAACUACUACGAGCGAAGGAUCCACUUCUCCAGCCACUACCUCGUCCACAUCAGAAGGAACUACGACCUCAGAAAUACCGCCGACGUCUACGGAAUCCACAUCCGAAGCGACCACCGAAUCUACCUCUGAGCCGACAACCGAAUCCACGACCGAAGCAACUACGGAAUCCACUUCUGAACCAACUACGGAAUCUACGUCCCAAGCCACUGAAUCGACGACAACAGAAUCUACCUCGGAAUCGACGACUUCAGCAACUACCGAGAGCACGUCCGAAGCUACUACUGAAUCCACCUCCGAGGCAACUACCGAAUCGACAACAGAAGCGACGACGGAGUCGACCUCCGAGGCAACAACCGAAUCCAGCACUCCAGUAACGACGGAGUCGAGCACCGAAGGAUCUACCGAAAGUACCUCGGAACAGAGUACAGAAAGUACUGAGGAAUCGACUGAAUCCAGUACGGAGUCUUCCAGCACGUCACCAGAUUUCCCGAUUUGUCCGAUCGCGAACUUAACAGACGAACAAAUACCUCUUGUUUGCCCAACGGGAUUCCGAAGGCAUCCGAAGUACUGCGGUCUAUUCUACCAGUGUACCACGUCGGGCGUUAUGGACGUCAGAGUGCUUAUGUUGCAAUGCCCAACCGGUACCGUCUAUGACGAGGAGAAGAUCCAAUGUGUGCCUGAAAGCGAGAGCAGCCAGCCGUGUCGAGGGCUCAGGUCUACCGGACGAUUCCUUAGUAGAAGAUUAGCGGAUAACUCCAUAUCUCCCAUAAUGGUAUCCACUAAGCAAAUUUGUCCGGAAGAGGGACACUUCCCCUACACACCAGGUUGCAGCGGCGCGUUUUAUAACUGUGUACGGGAUGCCAGAGACAGUCUACAAGGCUACUUAUACAAGUGCCCAGAGAACUUCCUGUAUUGGUCGGUCUCCCGAAGAUGUGAACGCUCUUCGCGGAUACCGAUGUGCGCAAUCCUGGCUGAGCAACAAAAUAAGGAAUGGGACAAGCGAUGGAAUAUUCCAGUAGAAGCAGCUAACGUGUCCGCCAGAAGUAUUCUAAUCUAAAAUUGUAUGAAAAAUCGCUGAGAAACGUUCUCUUCAUUUCGGUGGAAAAAAUCCAGUGACGCGAACGAUGGACAGUGAAAGUUCUCAGGACAAGCUCGUUUCUCGCGUGUAGUUACGGCUAUUUCAAGAGGAUAACAUUUGAAUUUAGAGUAUUUCGCGAACCCAUUUACAACAUGGCUGCGGAAGAUCGCACAUGGAUGUUCAGAUCUUCAGCAGUCAUCUUGUAAUUAAUUAGUGUGUAUCAAUGUAGGCUUAAGUGUUAAUUGGUGAAUAUGAUUGGCAUUUUUCCUGCGAUUUUCCGCAGCGAAAUCGUAAAAUCGUUGGAAGACUACAUAUCGUGAAUGUCGGGGGUUUUGGUUGAGGGACUCGUAUGCAAUAUUCGACUGUAUUCAGUGAUUUCUGUUAUAUAUUUAUGUCUCGUGACCGUCUGCUUCUAUUUUUAUAAAACUCGCAUAAAUGGCAAAUAACUGCUCAAGAGAACAGAAGGAGGAAGUUGUAACAAAAAACAAAAAUGUAGGAAGUUCGUAGGAGCUACAUUGAAUGCUAUUGGUGCUUAAAGUUUUUAUGAAACAAUAAUUAUUUUCGGCACAGUAUUCUGAAUACAGUACAAAAAAAUUGGGAAGAUAAUCUUGUAUAUAUUAAUUACGUCUUUGAUAUGAUUCUAAUCAAUGCUUCCUUUAUAAUUAAACGCUUCUUUGCUGCCUUGUAUUUCUUUUCUGAUCGUCCAUGAUCAUGAAGAGAUGUUGGCAUCAUUUUCCCUAAAGGGAACGCCGUGUUUAAUACAUUUAUCAUGAUUUAUAAUGAAUACCCGAAAUACGUUUAGUGUAGAUACUGAGUCUGUAUAAAUAUCGAGCGCAUUUGCAAUAUUUCAGUUGCAAAUUGAUAUU